This is a messenger RNA of Penicillium odoratum, 1329 nucleotides long. RefSeq names its product putative GINS DNA replication complex subunit Sld5 (gene sld5). Gene Ontology annotation, biological process: DNA-templated DNA replication; double-strand break repair via break-induced replication. The coding region runs from base 1 to 1329 and encodes 442 amino acids. The record is from RefSeq and is a predicted model, not a curated record. Gene Ontology annotation, cellular component: GINS complex. The transcript is spliced from 5 exons. Lineage: Eukaryota; Fungi; Ascomycota; Eurotiomycetes; Eurotiales; Aspergillaceae.
AUGCCUACUUUAACGCUUCGUUACUUUUGCGAUGACUUUGACGAUAACUGCAACAACUCCUCCUGGGAUAGUUGGGGUCGUUGGGUUGCAUUUGGCGUCAUCGUCGCCAUCGCUUUCCUGAUCUUCUUUGCUUUCGCCUGCUUCAACGCUCGUCGUCGCCGUGCUCACGGCCGACAGCCCUACAACGGCACAGCAUGGAUGGCACCACCUCCUGGUCCACCACCACCCAACCAGCCUACAUACCAGCAACCAUACUAUAAUAACGACCCCUACACGCAAUCCCAGCCACCACCACAGUAUUCCGCCAACCCCCAGAACUAUGGUUAUUUUGGUGCCCAAGCACCGCCCCCACACCCCCAGCAAAACGGUAUCGAGUUGCAAGCGCCCCAGAAUUCUUAUCACGCGCCGGGAGCCCGGGACUACGCUCCUCCUACAGGCAUAUUCGACUCCACUCCAUCUCCCGCGUUUUUUCGCGUCACCGCAUCCCACUUCCACAAAGAAACCAUGGAUAUCGACGAUAUUCUUGCAUCUGUCGACCGCGGCGCUGGCGCCAGUCCAGAGUCGUCUGCCAUAGACCACCAACUCCUCACCCGAUUCUGGGUCGCCGAGCGCGCCGUCUCGGAGGUUCUACCAUGGCCCGCACCGCUAAUGGAGCGUAUGAUGGAUAGAGUGCGAAUGCAGAUUGAAACAAUCGAAGACCUCGCCGCCUCCUCCGCAGACACAGACCCAUCCACAAAACACAACACCCACAACCAAAACCUAAACCUCCGCCUCUCAAUUCUCCAAACAGACCUCGCAAGAACCCAAUAUAUCCUCCGCAGUCUCCUCCGCCAACGUCUAGCAAAACUCACAAAACACAGCAUGCACUACCUCGUCCAACUAGCCAGCCGAACAAAGAACCCCUCCUUUUCUCAAUCUCAGUCUCAAUCCCAAUCCCAAUCUCAAACCUCCCAAUCCAUCACACCAGAGGACUCAGUUCCAGACAUCUCAACAAUAACAGACUACACCCCCCUCUCCGAACAAGAAUGUACCUUCGUCCAUGCGCACCAAACGCUACUAGCAGGCCACUACGGCGGCUCGUUCAUGGGCGCAUUCCCGCCGCAGCUGAGGCGCUUGGAUGAUAACGCUGGUGGGACUAGCAUGGUUCAAGGACCUGAAAUGAAGGAGGUGGUUUUCGUGAGGUGUUUGGGUGUUGAGGUUCCCGUUGUUGUGGAGGGGGUUGAGGGGGGUGAGGAUUUGGGGGUUGUUAUGCGGAUGGGGGAUGUUUGGGUUGUGCUUUGGGAGGGGAUUAGGGGGGCUUGGAUGAAAGGGGAGGUUGAGUUACUUUGA